GGGUGGAUGGGUGGAUGGUGGAUGCCGAUGCUAAUAAUUGUUGUAGAACAUUCGAUUGAAAGGAAUCACUACCUAGUAAUAAAUAAUAAGGCUACAAUAAAAAGCUACCCGACUUCUCUCUAAUACAAUAACAACUCUGAAAGCAGCUCAACAAUAUUCAACAUCAACAGCACAUCUACCAGGAUUUUCUAAAUUAUCAUCAAUAUGCCGAUAAAUUAUAGCAAAUGGGUAAGUUCAUUCCAUCUUCAAUAUCUGAAUACAUACCCCUCAUCGUCGUCUCUUGCCCCCACUUCGAAAGGCUGAAAGUUCAAGGCUGACAAAAUAUUAGGAUGCGCUUGAGUUGAGCGACGACUCAGACAUCGAAGUUCACCCAAAUGUUGAUAAGCGCUCUUUCAUUCGAGCAAAGCAAAACCAAAUUCAUCAACAGAGAUUUGAGAGGAAGAAUAAAAUAGACACCUUCAAGUACGAGCGAAUCGUGAAUGAUGGACUUCUCAGGAGAAUAAACGCCUUACUGGUCGCUUUACAAUCCUACAGUCCCCAAACCGAUAAACGUCCAGAUGACCUUGCAUUUCAAGCGUUGAUGGAAUCAACUGGUGAAGAUGACUCUCCCCGCCACCCCAGAAGGGGUACAUACCCAUGUGAAGGAGGCACCUCCAACAUAUUCUAAGAUGAUGGCGGCGCUCAUUGAUCAAGUGAAAACAAAGGUAGACGAAGACAAGCCAGAGAACCGUUUCGAGGCAUAUCUUGCCGAAAUCAAAGUACAUCAAGCAAAGGUCGAGGAUCUUCAAAAACAACUUGCGGUGGAAUUGGAGACUUUGGAGAAAGAGGAGAGCAAGAAGAUAACCAGUGAGAGUAUACAUACUGGAUUCGACAGCUCUUUCGUAUCAAAAGCGGACCCAAAACCAAAGGCCACAGAAGCGAAAAAGGCUCCAGCUAAGGAGAAAGUCCAUGCCGUUGAAGUUCUAAACCCUCAUGCCCUUGCCAAUAAAGAUGGCUCGAAGCCCGGUGAACAAUCCUCGGGGGCUGAUGCAGACGUUGAUGAAGACGAAGAAGAAGACGAUGAAGAAGUAGAAGCUACCGAGCUUGGAAAGAAGUUUGCACAAAUUAAGAUGGGCGAUUAUCGUACAUGUCUCCAAUACAUCUCCUCAAAUCCGUCAGUAUUAGCAGAGAGAGAGACCGAUGGUUUACUGGUUAUGGCAUUUAACUCUGCAAUUGCAAACAAAGAUGAUUUUGCUAGGCAAUGUGUCCACCAAGCUCUAUUACUUCAAUACUGCAGGGCACUCGGCAAGGAUGGUGUUGGCUUAUUUUUCAAGCGCAUCACUACCAAGGGCCAUCAAGCUCAAAAGGUUUUCUUCGAUGAUGUCAAUUCUACAUUCGACAGAGUCCGCACCAGAGCUAGGGAGAUCCAGAAGCAAAGAGCAGCUGAAGACGGGACUGAAGGUGGUGGAGUUGAGCAAAUCCAACUUCAUGCUGUUGAUCCCGGUACCACUAUCAACAUUACAAUUCCACCAGCAACGAGUGAUGAUCCAGAAGUCAUCAAAUCGAGAGAAUUAUUCAAUGCAUUCCCACCUGGACUGCAACGAGCUCUAGAAAGUGGUAGCUUGGAUGAAGUUAACAAGGUACUGGGUAAAAUGAGUGUGGAACAAGCUGAAGAGGUUGUAGGUCAGCUCAGUGAGGUAAGUUAAAAUCGUGAUAUCGGUGUCCAUAUGACCUUGCUAAUACAUAUCUAGGGCGGUAUGUUACAACUUGAGGAACAAAUCAUUGAUGCCACGACUGAAGAGGGACAAGCUGCAUUGAAGGAAUUCGAGGAAGAGGAAAGACAAAGAGCAUUAGCUGAGAAUUAUGGUGAUCCAGAAUAAGUGUCCGUGGAUAAUGGUAGGUGAUAAAGGGGUUAAGGGAAUGAAUGAUCUGAAAAGUAAAUAUGCCGUGCGAUUGAACAGGAUGGCUGAGAUCAGUAAUGGUUGAAUCCAUCUUCCAAUGAGUAAAUAGUAAUCACAUUUCAAAUUCCAUCCUCA
Sclerotinia trifoliorum is the source of this 2015-nucleotide messenger RNA. NCBI's taxonomy places the organism in Eukaryota, Fungi, Ascomycota, Leotiomycetes, Helotiales, Sclerotiniaceae. The record is from the annotation of a GenBank genome assembly.